CCAAUCUUUUGACAGCUGCACACGAUCACAAAACACGCAACCGGAUUGCACAAAAUUCAACACACACCACCAAACAAAAGUCCAAUCAACUCUCACGAACAGCAGCACACACAGAAGGUUUUCGCACCACCAGUCAGAGAGUGUCCCCGAAAAGCGAACGAGAAAAAAAAAGUUAUCGGAUACCGUGGCAAUAAAAGGCAUUUUAAUCCGUUCGGUUCCCGUUUGUUACGAAUGUUUCGGUGCCCGCGGAUUGUUCGUGUUCUAGUCCCUCUCGAAUAGUAGGAAAAACCGACGGUGCUCGCGCGCGAUUCCGCGUACCAAACAAGAACGCAAUCCGAAAGAAAAUCGUUCCUCGUCCAGUACACACGGCCAUCUUGAAAGUUGAUCCCCUCGUCUUCACUCUUGGUGCUCGGUCGCUCCGUAAUCCGUACUGGGUAAUAUUCGGCUGUUCGGCCGUCGUAGAUGCGCACCUCCUGUAGUGGCCGGCGGAACGAGAACCACAGUGUUCCGGCUCGGACAAGUCAGAGCGACUGCUGAUAUCCAAUAGGAAAAACUACGCAGAAGAGAUUGGGUGGUGAAAGGGAAGAGAAACACUGUUCCGGGAUUGACCUCGAUCUUCCUUUGUUGCAAGUUUUCGUCCAGGUCGCACCGGGUGGAAAGCUGGAGGAAACGUCAGCGCACGACAUUUUCGCAAUCGUAGACGGUGUCCGGCAGUAAGCUGAAGCAAGUGGAGGUUCCUGUUUUGUAUGCGUAGAUUAUGCCUGAUCCCUGCGACCAGAUGUAUACAUAGCCAUGGCUGCGACGCGAAAGUUGCAAGGUGAAAUCGAUCGGUGUCUUAAGAAGGUCACUGAAGGUGUAGAAACGUUCGAGGAUAUUUGGCAGAAAGUACACAAUGCUACGAACAGCAAUCAGAAGGAAAAAUAUGAAGCCGAUCUCAAAAAGGAAAUCAAGAAACUGCAGAGGUUACGUGAUCAGAUCAAAUCAUGGAUCGCAUCCGGCGAGAUCAAAGACAAGAGUGCGUUGCUGGAGAAUCGACGGCUCAUAGAGACUCAAAUGGAACGCUUCAAAGUGGUGGAGCGGGAAACGAAAACGAAAGCAUACUCCAAGGAAGGUCUUGGGGCUGCCCAAAAGAUGGACCCCGCGCAGCGAGAAAAAGAGGAGAUUAGCAGUUGGCUUACGUCGUCCAUCAGCUCUCUGCAGAUUCAGAUCGACCAGUUUGAAUGCGAGGUCGAAUCGCUGAUAGCGGGGAAGAAGAAAAAGCUCGACAAGGACAAGCAGGAGAAAAUGGAUGAGCUGAAGGGAAAGCUGGAGAGGCACAAGUUCCACGUGACCAAGCUGGAAACGUUACUCCGAAUGUUGGAUAACGACGGUGUGGAGGUGGAGCAGAUCAAAAAGAUCAAGGAAGACGUGGAGUACUACAUCGAUUCCUCGCAGGAACCGGAUUUCGAAGAGAACGAGUACAUCUACGACGACAUCAUCGGGUUGGAUGAAGUGGAAAUAUCCGUUCUUCCUUUAGCAGGUAUGGGUCCAGGAGGCACGGAAAGCAAUAACAGUAACGAAACCGCAGGAUCUCCCAGCAGCUUAAUCUCCGGAACGAGCCCGUCGCAAUCGCCUGUGAUGAACUGCAGUGCGUCAACGAUGCACAACCACAGCAGUGAUGCAACAAUUGCUGUCGUCGACGGCAGUGGUGAUAAACGGCCGAAAGAUGUGAAAAUUACGCCGGUGAAACCAACGGCAAUCCGGCCAAACAAAGUGGACAUCAGCGCGUUGUCAGCCCCUGCCGGAAGCAUUGCUGUGAGUAACAGCAGUAGUACCAACAAUACGUCCAGUAGUAAGCCGGGUUUGAUAAGUUCAACACCGAGUAAAAACCACGCGAAUGCAGCGGCAGUGGUAGCCGGAGCGGUGGUACCUAAUAUUAGCGGUAUUGUAGCUCCGCAGGCACCACCCGGUGGUCACAUACAGACUAUUAUUGGUCCGGCAUUUGCAGCUGUAGCGAAACAACAUCCCAAAAAUGGCACGAUACACCAGUCCAGUGUCACAUCUUCGUCGACGACGUCGUCGGUUCCGAGUGGCGGUCAAUCGUCCACAGUUGUAGCACCUAAUGCAUCCGGUGCGGCAGUGAGCAACCUCAGUCAGAUUGUUAAUGCAUCUCAACCUACGCUUAGUCAACAGUUGCAACAGGCGCAGCAACAACAGCAGCAGCAACA
Messenger RNA from Aedes albopictus (Asian tiger mosquito), 2207 nucleotides. Its product is annotated as rho GTPase-activating protein gacF. The record is from RefSeq and is a predicted model, not a curated record. Gene Ontology annotation, cellular component: nucleus. Gene Ontology annotation, molecular function: RNA polymerase II complex binding; chromatin binding. Gene Ontology annotation, biological process: regulation of autophagy; positive regulation of TORC1 signaling; regulation of DNA-templated transcription. Lineage: Eukaryota; Metazoa; Arthropoda; Insecta; Diptera; Culicidae.